AUGUCAGUGGAAAAAGUGGAAUUAAGCUCAGACUGCUUCAGAGGAUUAUUAGGGCAUAGCUUUAUUACUAGCCAAGAAGAAGUUCUGGGAAUCUUAUUCGGAGAUUAUGAUGAAGGAGUUGUCAGGAUUUGGGGCUCCAAAAGUCUACAAAGAAAUUGCAAAGAAAAAGAUAGAGUAGAAGUAGAUGAUAUUCAACUGUCUGAGGCCAUGGACCAUGCUGAAGAGUUAAGCAGAAGUAUACAGCAAGCUUCUACAGUGAAAGGUUGGUUUCAUUCACACCCAAAUAUCACAGUUUUUCCAUCUCAUGUUGAUAUCCGUACCCAGCAUGCUUUACAGUCGCUUGGAAGGGAAUUUGUAGGGCUGAUAAUUUCAUGCUUUUCUCGAGACCAACAUAACGUAUUUUUUAACUCAGCUUGAAAAAAUUGAUUUAAUUGCUUUUCAGACCAUCAACAAUAAGGCAAAAUCCAUACAAGUAGAAAUUGUGAGCCCACUUAAGCUUCUGAAGCAGCCUGAACUGAUGAUAAUGCACGACUGCUUUGAUAAUUUAUUUCAAGCCUGCUUCUGCCCCUUAAAGACAACACUGAAGAUAGAAGGGGUGACUUUGUAAAGAGCUUACCCGCAAUUAAGGGGAGUGAUCAAACCAAAGAAAAAGGGACCUUAUUAUCCUGCCCAUCUUGAGGUCCAACUUGAGUUGAGUUAAAUUAAGUAAUCUAAAUAUAAGCUUUGAUUAUUUAUUAGAAGUACAGAGAAACAUCUUAAGAGAAGAACAGCAAGCUUAUGAAAGCACUAAAAGAAAUGUUAACGCACUGGGGGCAGUUUAUAAUGCAAGCUUAUUUAAUUUAUCCAUAUCAAGAUUACUCCAGAAAAGCUUGCUACCUCUCUAUGAAUACAUUAAACAAAAACAUAGCAUGGAUAAAGAGAGAUUAGAUAGAAUAAUUCAAGAAAACAAAGAAAUCGAGGCUAAGCUAGCAGCAAGGGCAGCUAAAGAAAAAAGCACUUAA
Blepharisma stoltei is the source of this 1001-nucleotide messenger RNA. The record is from the annotation of a GenBank genome assembly. NCBI's taxonomy places the organism in Eukaryota, Ciliophora, Heterotrichea, Heterotrichida, Blepharismidae.